Messenger RNA from Lymnaea stagnalis (great pond snail), 6914 nucleotides. NCBI's taxonomy places the organism in Eukaryota, Metazoa, Mollusca, Gastropoda, Lymnaeidae. The record is from the annotation of a GenBank genome assembly.
CAGGCAACAACAAGUGACACAACCACUCGCACAUCCACUGCCACACUGACAAUCUUCCUUGAUGACAGUAACGACAACAGUCCUGUCAUCUACGGCACCUACAACAAGUCUGUACCAGAAAACAUUCACAUCAACGAGCUGAUUUUCACCAUCACGGCCACAGAUGCAGAUGAGCCUGACAACACCAGCCUUAUCUUUAGCAUUGUGGGUGGCAAUACAGAAAAUGCUUUUUACAUUGAUUCAAAUGGUCACCUGCAGGUAAUUUAACUGCGAGAAAUUUUUUAAUAAUGAUACAUAUAUUAAGAGUAAUAAAAAUACAUAUUUGCGGUGUAGAAAUUAUGAAAUUCACAAAAUUUUAUGAAGUUUCUAAAGUCUUAAGAAAUAGUGAUACAUUUAUAUUUUGUUUAGCUUUCAUUAGAUAUCUAGGACCUGAGAUAUUUCAAAAACAGAUUUAUUUUAUUGCAGUUAUUGUCCUUUAUUUUUAGUUUAUUUUCCCAAACCUAUGACAGGUAAGAAAAGCUCUUGACCGAGAGUCUGUGGCACAUUACAACUUAAAAAUACGAGUUACCGAUCAUGGAAUUCCUGCUAGAAGCUCUGAAACAAAGGCUGUCAUCUAUGUCGCUGAUGUCAAUGAUAACACACCAGUGUUUCAGAUGACAUAUUACGCAUUCCAUGUCCCUGAGAAUUCAUUUGUUGGGACAGAAGUUGGUGCAGUCAUUGCUAGUGAUACUGAUGAAGGGCCCAAUGCUGAACUUACAUACACUUUUGAUUCUUUCUCUUCGGGUCAGAUGUCCCACUUUAUCAUUGACCCAGACUCUGGAGCCAUUACUGUGGCUUCCAGUGAUCUUGACAGAGAGAAAUUAUCUUCAUACAAGGCAAAGAUUAAGGUAGAUUUUCAACUCUCAAGUCAAUGUUAAAAGUGUUCACAUUGAUUUAUGAAGCACAUAAAAAAGAAGAAUGCAGUUUUAUAAUAAAGAAAACAUUGUUGGGUUAUUUUCAUAUUGUUAAUUUUCUAGAUUGUGCUAAAAUGCUAGUUAUAUAUGGGUGUCAUUUUUAAUUUUCUAGUUGGUUUGAUUUCAGGGAAAUUUUUUGUGACCCACAACAUGGUCAGACAGAUUUUAACUUUUGUCAAUGAAGAUAUUUUAGAUUACUCCAUCCUGCCAGAAAGAUUAGCAGUUAAAUUUAUGCUGCUUUUUGACACACACUUUUAUUUUUAGAAAAACUUUACCUUGCAGCAUUGUAUUUUAUCUAAUGUGAUGACUUAAAGGGCAGUAAAAACAAUAAAUCAUAUAUAUUUUUAAAAAAUCUUUUGCCAAAGUACAAGGAAUUUUUUUUCCUGAAAGUGUUAUGUACUAACAAUAUGUCCUCCAUGAUUUCACCUACAAUAACAUGUGACUACUUCAGUUUUUUUUUUUUUUUAAAUCAUCAGUUUCCUGAAUAUUUCAGGUAUCUGACGCCGGUCAGCCCUUUUAUAAGUCAUCCUUAGUAGAAGCGGUCAUUAAUAUUGAUGAUGUUAAUGACAACUACCCUGUCUUUACGAGAGCUAACUAUACAAUAGCAAUGGAGGAGAAGACAGAAAUAGAUACAACCCUUCUUGUUGUUGUGGCCUCAGACAUGGAUAGUGAUAAGAAUGCAGAUGUUAGCUAUAUCAUGGAUCCAGGAAUGAUGGAUGGCUCUGUGGCUAAAAUAUAUUUUCAAGUGAGCCAGGGCAUGUGUUUAGAUUUUCUUAAUUUAAGUAUUCUUUCUGCUCUGAUGAAAUAUGGAAGCGUGGAGAUUGAAUGAACGUGGAGAUUAUUGAUUUUCAGAUUUGACCUUUAAAAAUGUUGUCAAUCCUUUGAGUAUAUUUUUAAAAACUGUUUGAAAAAGUAAAGAUGCUUCUUCUAAUAUUUUGUAAAGUGCUCUUAUAAAGUUACUUACAUAUUUAUCACUGUCUAGGUGAACACCAGCUCUGGAGUUGUUAGCACCAAAAAUAUUGUCACCUACGAAAACUACCAAAGCUUCAUUUUUUUUAUUUAUGCAGUAGACCAUGGACUGCCUCCACUGACAGGAACUACAACUCUGACCAUAAAAAUUCUAGACAUAAAUGAUAACUAUCCAGUUUUCAGGUGGUUAUGUCCCUUUAACAUACCUCUUUAUCUGUUAAUAUAAUAACAUUAACUGUUGACAAAUGUAAAUAUCUUGGUAAAUUUUUUUAAAACACUGAAAAAUUUAGAUUUUCCUUUAAAUUAACUUUAAACUUACCGUAUUUUCCGGCGUAUAAGACGACUGGGCGCAUAAGACGACCCCCUACUUUUCCUGUUAAAAUCUAGGGUAUGGGCUGAAUACCAGCUCAUAAGACGACCCCCGGCGCAUAAGACGACCCCCGACUUUUGAAAAGAUUUUAAUGGGUUAAAAAGUCAUCUUAUACGACGGAAAAUACAGUAAUAUCUCCAUGAAACUUUUAUUUAGUCUUAACUGAAAACCCAUAAAAAAAUUAAAAUAUUUUGAAAAGCUAUUUUUAGGUUCUAAUGUGUUUGAGUUAGUUUAUGCUGCUACAUUUCUUAUCUAAAAGUUAUUGCAUAAAAAUUAUUUUACAAAUUGACUGGUAUUAUAUAUGUUUUUUUUUAAAUUUCUUAAAAUGUAGCCCGACAUUUUAUAACUCAGAAAUGGCAUACAACAGCCAGUGUGAAAAGAUCAUCACUCAGGUUACAGCCACAGAUGAAGACUUUGGCCAAAACGCCGCCGUUUCUUACUUUUUACAGGAUGAAACUUCCCAGUUUUUGUUCCAAGUAGAUUUACUGACUGGUGAGUGUUACAUUGGGUGAACAAAUGUAAAGCCUGGUACCUAAAGGGUAGCCCUGUCCCAUUUGGGCAACAUCUUGCUGCAGAAGAUCACUUCUAGUUUUUAAACAUCUAGGUAUUAGGUUAAUGCAAAGUUAACUGCUAUUUUGUUUGAUCCAACCAGGAGAAUUAGGUCCAGUAAAUAUCGCCCCCCAGCAUGCCAGGUUUGUACUUGGUGUCCUGGCCAGAGAUGCCGGGACACCCAUUAGGUCAUCCAAAGUGCCAGCAACUGUCAGAGUGGACACUUUCAACCCUGAUUUAUAUGUUAUCACUUUCAGGCUGGCCAUUAGCAGGUAAAAUGAGCUCUGUAAAAUUGUAUGAAAAGCAAUUUAAGUUAGCUAGAGUAAUAUAAUAUAAUCUUAUUUCUGGUUUUUAAUUAGAUUCAAUGAGUCAAAAGAAAUGAAAACUUAAUUUUUUUUAAACUUUGAUGUGACAUUUUCACUGUAACUGGAACCAUCAGUCUGUUGAUUUAAAGAAUGGGUUGAUAUUAAUUUUAUAAUUAAAAAAUGUGUCACAUUGACAAAUAUAUCAAGGUAUAUUAUAGCCUAAUAUAAUUAAUAUGUAUUUUUAAGCUCAUGACUAUUCAUACUUCAUUAACCUAAAAUAUUAUUUAUAUGAGAGCUGAACCUGUCUGUUAUCAACUUUUUUCUAGCACUUAUUAAAAAAACUAAUUUUUGUUUCAGAACUGCAUUUUUUGCCAGAGUAGAAACGUUUUUAAACAAGUUACAGCAUGUCGUUCAAACAAAAUUCCCAUCUGCCAUCGUGAGGUUGUGGUGUGUGGUGGAGUAUGACGGAGUGGCACAAACCACCAGCGGCUCAAGGAGGAGGCUGCUGGCUGAUCAGUGAGUCUCACAUUGUCUGUAUUAAUGUAAACAUGCGAACUGGUAGUUUUGUACAUCUGCAUAUCAACGAUACCAAUCCUCAAACACAAAGCUACAAAAAGAAGAAAUUUAUCCUUGGAAAAUAAUUAAUAAAAUGUUUAGUUAAAAGUUAGAAUUAAUUGUUUGUAGAUUGGCUCUCUGAAGAAUGUCAUGCAACUUUAGCGUCUUAUACAAGGCACUGAUGUUUCAAUAUAAGAACUGCUAUGUGUGGACAUAAAAUUGAUUGCGUAAUGUGCCUCACUGUGGCAGGGGCAUUUUUUCUAUUAUUAUUAUAUAGAAAUUCUUUGUUUACAUUCCAAGGAAAAUUAUAUUUCUGAGAUGGUUGUAGUAAUGAAAGUUUUCCUUGUCUCUCUCCUAGGUCAGUUGAUGUCCACUUGUAUGCUCUCCGAGAUAACACAACAGAUUCAGCAGGAAACAUCAACAAAGAGAAAGAUUUUCUCAAACAAGAUGAAUUUCUAAGUGUAGUCAGUGCCAAUCCUCAAGGGGACCCUGGCUCAAAUAUUCAAGGUAAAUAUAGUCUACAUUUUUAUUGUUUAAUUUUAAACUGUCCACUUAAAUUUUAUUGAUGUGAUUUAUAUAAUACAUGAGAACCAUUUUUGCUUACUUGUAUUGUACGAGUGACUUGUAACCAUAGUUAAAAGGUAAUUUAAAAGGUGUAAAGGUAAUUUAAUAAUCCUUAUUUAGUUUAUUAGUUAAUUUAGUUUGAACAAUUAGGAUAAAUCUAAAAUCAAUUUUUUUUUUAAAUAUUAGGUUAUAAACUGAAAUAAAUGCAGCUAUUUAAAUCAUUAAUUUCUACACCUGUAACUGCAAGGUGAUGAGUGGGACUACUUUGGCAUUGUUAAUGUGACACCCUACCAUGAGGAGCCCAAAGGCUGGUUUGAUACAGACUACGGCAAGGCCAUCACAGCUGUAGCUAUUUUACUUGGGCUUGUCUUGUUGGCUUUUUGGAGCUAUUUUCUACUCAUAUGCUGCUCUGCAUGUGUCAGGUCAGUGGACAAGGUAGAAUGGUAGAUGGUGCAGUUCAUGAAUGUAUUGGACAAUUGCACUCUAUUUCAUAAGUAUUCUUACUGUUCUGUUGAUUAAUAAGACAAACAAUUUUUUUCUAAAUAAAUCAAUAUAUUUUAAGCUUUAUUUAUCCCAGUCCACCCCUCUUAUGAUUAGUAAAUUCCUUAUUUCUUGCUGACUGUGACAGAAUGCAAAAAAAUAAUUGCUAAAAAAUGAUAAUGUUUUAUGGUAAUCUGCUGUUAAAAAUGUAGACUUAAAAUUUUAAAAAUGUGUAAUCUUCAGGAGAUGGAAGAAAAGAAAAAGUUUAGCUAAAAAGGAAUCAGAGGAGAAAGAAUUUAAAGAGAGACCCAAAAAUGAGAAAUUUUCUUUGUGGCAUUCUGGUGAAUCCGUGGCUGCAGUCUCAAAUAGUGAUGACAGUGAGAUCCAUAAGAAAUCUGUUUUACCCUCAUAUGAUGGUGCCAAUGAAAUGAAUGAUACUAGCAAAGAAAGAAAUCCAUCAAAGCUUACUCACAGUCAAACAGGUAGGAGCAGAGACUAAAUGAAAGGGUAGAAAAUAAGAUUAUCAUGUGAUUGAUAUCAAGGAUUGUCUGGGUUUACCUUACGCUUCUUUUGUUGGGAAGAAACUUGGUAAGCAAAAUCACCAGUGUUAAAAAAUGUCUUUACACGACUAAAAAAAUAUUUGUAUGGACCAAAUUUUUCUUGUACUUGAUAUGAAUUUAUUAUGGUAUUUGGUAUUUCACUGUUAAUAAUUCAAUAAUUAAUUUUAUUAGAAACUCAAAUAAACCUGCUAAAUUUUUUCGCUAAAAAUGAAAAGUUUAUAGACCAACUUUCUCUUAGCUUGAAAUGAAGAGUUGAAAUUUAAAUUUGAGGAGUGGGGCAUUUCUUUAAAAACUUUUAAGACUUUAGUUGGAAUAAAUAUGAAAAUCCUAAAAUGCAGUCAAGUUAAUGUGCAUGGUUUUAUUUCAGACCACGACCCAGCUUUUUCCAAAAGUCAACACAGCAGCCUCCUGGCCUAUGACUUUAAAAAGGUUUGAAUUUCAAAUAAUUACAAUACCAGUACAUCGAAAGUAUUAUUUUAAGUUAAUGUAUUUCAAGUGAAGAAUAUUUAGAUUUACACAACAGUAAAAUGAUAUUGAGGAGUUUAAGAUGUCAGCUGUGUUUGAAAAUGUUAACUAUAUCCAUUUUUAAAUACAUGACCUAAGAUAAAAAUAUCUUUGCCUUUAUUGUCUAAUAUGAAUGAAUUGAAAAUGACUGAAGUCUUACUCAACUGGAAGUUCAUUGCAUAUAUAAAACGCAAUUGAAUAGGAUUUAACUGAAGCAACUGUUGGUAACAUUUUGUAAAACAAAGUCACAAGCUUCCCCUAAUGGGAACUCCAGUAAAAUUUGACUAGUGAGGGAUAAGCAAACAUUUGCUUUUAUUACUUAAGUGAAUAGAUAGAUCUCAUGUCAUUGUUUACUGUAUGAAAAGACAUUGAAAUAUUUUUUUUUUAAAAAACCUUUUAUGCCCCCACACAGCAUUUUCUUUUUUAAAAGUCCACUCCAACAUCUGCUAAUAACUUUAAGAAUUAGGUAAUCAGAAUGACUGACUUGAAUGUGUUACAAUUUUGUAACAGCCAGUAAUAAACUUAAAGAAAGUUAAGUCUGAAACAGAAUCAGAUCUAUCUUCCUGGAAGUGGACUAUUCCAAGAUUGAUGGUUGUCAGGAAAAACAGUUCUGAUUUAUCUAAUAGUGAAGACCAGUCCACAAGCUUUGAAGGAAAGGCCCAUGACAGAGGUGAGUUCACAUUUUUCACUUGUAAGAAAACUUUAGUGAACUCCAUAAUUUUUUUUAUCUUUUUAAAAAAAUUUUAAAAAAGCUAAAUUUCUCUCUAACGUUACCAAAAAAAAAACAACAACAUAAGACAAAUAGAAUGCUGCCAUUAUGGUUGAGUAUUUAUUUAAAUGAAGUCAAACUUUGUUAAACGCAUUUGAAAUUCCGUUUAUAUACAAAUCAUUUCAACCCAGUUUCAGGCAAAGUGUAUGAAUACAACACAAAGACAAAUCAACGUGAAUGGGUCAACUGACUUUCUAAAGAAAAGGAAAGUAAAGUUUAAAAAGUUAAACUUUUAAUUUGUGAAUAUUAAAAAAGAAUAAAACUUUCAAUUAAAACUUAUUUUUAAAAUGUCCAAUUAUUUUUUAAUAUGUAAUCAUUACAUAUUUGUAGUUUUAU